Molecule: messenger RNA, 6156 nt
Organism: Cyprinodon tularosa
Lineage: Eukaryota; Metazoa; Chordata; Actinopteri; Cyprinodontiformes; Cyprinodontidae
Gene: pde10a
Product: phosphodiesterase 10A
Exons: 22
Coding region: 325-2874 (849 amino acids)
Biological process (GO): negative regulation of receptor guanylyl cyclase signaling pathway; signal transduction
Molecular function (GO): protein binding; 3',5'-cGMP-stimulated cyclic-nucleotide phosphodiesterase activity
Source: RefSeq, a predicted model, not a curated record
UUCUUUUUUUUUUUUUAAGACGCGGAUCAACAUUGCAGUCAGUGCGUAAUAUCCAUCUGACCAGAAUCCAAACAUAAUCCGAGCGCCACACACGUGAUCCACAAAAUCUCUUUGGAUACAAAUAUUUUUUUUUCAUCUCAUCUGGCCAAAAGCAGAAGGAAAAAUAGGCCGUGGACAAUCCUGUGAAAUCAUCUUGUCCGAUUAUCAGUGCGUUGCUCAAAGAGCUGAUCGGCUCCAUGCCUUGCCGCGUCUCCAGAUGCCCGCUUGGCCGGUGCUCGGCAACUUUGCGCGCCGAUAGAGGCUCACAGCAGAGGCGGGAUCUGAAUGAAUGCGGCUGAAUUUUUUUCUCGGUUCUGUUCUUGGCAUCCAAAGACUGUUGGAUGUGUUUUAUAUCCCGCCGGUCAAACGUAUCUCACGCUAUCAACAGAUACGCGUAGAUAUAUAUACGAUUCGGCGGGCGCAUCACUCCAACACCAGACCGCGGAGCAGCAGAUGUCGAAGAAACGGAAAAGUCCUGAUGAUCAGGGCAUCCAAGAGUCUCCCUCUGCACGGAGCAGCGAGCAGCAAGGCUUGACGGAUGAAAAAGUGAAGGCCUACCUCUCACUGCACCCGCAUAUGCUGGACGAGUUUGUGUUGGAAAGCGUGAGUGCUGAGACAUUAGACAGAUGGCUGAAGAGGAAGACCAGCAGCAGGCCUGCAGAUGACACAUCAACUAAAGAAGUCAGCAAGCAGUACCAGGACACAAACAUGCAGGGUGUGGUGUAUGAACUCAACAGCUUCAUGGAACAGCGCCUGGACACUGGAGGAGACAACAAACUCCUGCUCUAUGAGUUAUCCAACAUAAUCAAAACAGCAACAAAAGCUGAUAGUUUUGCACUUUAUUUCUUGGGAGAAUGCAACAAUAGUUUAUGUUUAUACACUCCAAGGGGGGCCAAGGAUGGCCAUCCAAGCCUCGUCCCGUCGGGCCCCAUCGCAUACGGGACAACCAUUGCCGCUUAUGUUGCCAAGACUCGCAAAACACUGCUAGUGGAAGACAUUAUGGGGGACGAGCGGUUUCCGGAUGGCACAGGGCAGGACUCAGGGAUCCAUGUUCACUCUGCCCUGUGUCUCCCCAUCCUCACUGCCAUUGGGGACCUCAUUGCUAUCCUGGAGCUGCAUCGGCACUGGGGCAGGAAGCCUUUCAACCUAAGACACCAGGAGGUUGCAACAGCAAAUUUAGCCUGGGCAUCUGUUGCCAUUCAUCAAGUACAGAUGUGCAGAGGCCUUGCCAAACAGACUGAGCUUAAUGACUUCCUACUAGAUGUGUCAAAAACAUACUUUGAUAACAUUGUGGCAAUAGAUUCUCUACUUGAACACAUUAUGAUAUAUGCAAAAAACCUGGUGAACGCAGACAGGUGUGCGCUCUUCCAGGUAGAUCACAACAACAAAGAACUGUACUCUGACCUGUUUGACAUCGGGGAAGAGAAAGAAGGCAAACCCGUGUUUAGGAAAACAAAAGAAAUAAGGUUUUCUAUAGACAAAGGAAUAGCUGGCCAAGUAGCUCGGACAGGAGAAGUUUUAAAUAUCCCAGAUGCCUAUGCAGACCCACGGUUCAACCGAGAGGUAGACCUCAAAACUGGCUACACCACGCGGAACAUCCUGUGCAUGCCCAUUGUGAGCAGAGGGAAUGUUAUCGGUGUGGUGCAGAUGGUGAACAAGCUAAGCGGAAGUGCCUUCACUAAAACCGAUGAGAACAACUUUAAGAUGUUUGCUGUCUUUUGUGCUUUGGCCUUACACUGUGCAAAUAUGUACCACAGGAUCCGGCACUCUGAAUGCAUCUACAGAGUGACGAUGGAAAAGCUGUCGUAUCACAGCAUCUGCACGUCAGAGGAGUGGAAGACCCUCACCCAGCUCAACCUUCCUGAACCCAUUUACAAAGAAAUUGAAACGUUUCAAUUUGACAUUAGUCCGUUUGAAGAUAUCUGGCCUGCUGUCUUCAUCUACAUGGUUCAUAACUCCUGUGGAAAAAACAGCUUUGAGCUGGAAAAGCUCUGUAGAUUCACCAUGUCCGUACGGAAAAACUACCGCCGUGUGCCCUACCACAACUGGAAGCAUGCGGUGACGGUGGCGCACUGCAUGUACGCCAUCCUACAGAAAACCACUGGGAUUUUUACCGAGCUAGAGAAGAAAGGUUUGUUGAUAGCCUGUCUGUGUCACGAUCUGGAUCAUCGGGGGUACAGCAACGCAUACCUGCAGAAGUUCGACCAUCCAUUGGCUGCUCUGUAUUCCACUUCCACCAUGGAGCAGCACCACUUCUCCCAGACUGUCUCCAUCCUGCAGCUGGAAGGGCACAAUAUUUUCUCCAACCUGAAUUCCAGCGAGUACGAGCAGGUGCUGGAGAUCAUCCGGAAGGCCAUCAUUGCCACCGACCUGGCCCUGUACUUCAACAACCAUCAGCAGCUCACAGAGCUCCUGACUACAGGCGGCCUGGACCUGAAUAACCACACCCACAGGGACCGUGUGAUUGGUCUGAUGAUGACAGCAUGUGACCUGUGUUCUGUUACCAAGCGGUGGCAAGUCACACGACUCACAGCUAACGACAUCUAUGCUGAGUUCUGGGCUGAGGGAGAUGAAAUGAAGAAGAUCGGAAUUCAGCCGAUCCCUAUGAUGGACAGAGACAAGAAGGAUGAGGUUCCCCAGGGCCAAGUGGGAUUCUACAACUCAGUGGCAAUUCCUUGCUACACAACACUUUCAGAGCUUUUCCCUCCAUCCGGUCCCCUCUUAAAAGCCUGCAAGGAGAACCUUAACCAUUGGGAGCAGAUAUCACGAGGAGAGGAGGAAGACAUUCUGCCCAUUCGGCCCUGUGAUUCAGGCCCCGUUAAGGUGGAUAACUGACUACCAAAGGGGUCUCUGACCCAACAAAGAAAUAAACAAACUAAAUCCUGCCACGGACCUGGACAUUUGACGGCGGGGGGUGAGGGGGGUUGUUGGAGGGGCAGGCAGGGAAGAACCACAUCCUGUGUCAGCAGGAGUUUGACUCGUUUAAAGCGGCUUGACUCUGAAUAACACACAGUUACCUCAUUGGGUGACGGAGGAGUCCACACUGACGGUUUCACCGAUCCCAGAGACUGACAGACGUCCGUCGGGGGAGGAUUUCAGCCCAUCGCCCUGCGUCUUCUCAGCUGGGGAAGUUUUAUUUGAUAGAAUGAUCUUGAGUCUUUUCCUGUAUUAUAUUUGGAUUUUUUUUGUAUUAUUUUAAUUAUUUUUGCCUAUUUCUUGUCAUUUUACUUCAUUUGAAAUGAUUCUGUUAUGGUCUUGUUUUUGAAGAGGCCUUACUCUAGCCCCUAAACAGGCUAGGAUAUGUGAAUUUUCCUUUCAGUUCAGGCUCUUUUGAAAUGGUACUCUUUGCCUUCUGUGUUGAGUUUAUUGCACUCGCACUACUUUAGCAAGAGAUUCCCAGAGACAGAAGGAAUGUGUAGAGCAGAUAUCUGGUAUAGCAACAUCUUACUGAAAAGGCGGAGAUUAGAAUGUGUUUGCAAUUACUCUUACUUUUUUUGUUCUUUUGGUUAAGAUCCUUUGCAGUACUUGAAUAUCUAAGUAUAUUCUAUGUGGAGAUUGUAGAAAUUCUCUAGAAAUAUGGAUGAUUUGGGAUCAGUCAUAAGAGAGUCACAUUGUUUAAAGUGUGAGGUGGUCCCUGCAGCUCCUCAGCCCUGAGCACUUAGAAACCAGCUGCACCAACAUCCCUCUGAUCGCCGGGAUCCAAACCCCACCCCUUUAUUUUAAGCCAAGACUGCAUUAUCCACGAUCGACACUCGCAUUUCCCUUUCAUUUAUUGCAUCAUCAAUAAUACUUGUGUUCAAAGUAAUAGCAGCGUGUUUUAAAAAUGGGCAAAGCUCAGAAAAGAGUUUUUUUUGGAACAUGGCACGUUUUAUUCCAAAACAACACAUGAAUAAAGAAAGCACCAAAUCUGGUUGUGAAAGAGAGGAAAAAGAGACGAUUAGCUGUUCAAAAACAGUAAGUAACAGCGUCUUUCUUUUCAAACUCAAAUUGUCUCCAAAAACGGCUUCUUAUCUGUGUUAAAUGGAGUCAACCCGACUUCUGCCAACUGUAAACAAUUGGGCUUAAAAGGCACUUUAUCUAGUAGGUUUGGAAUUACAAUACUGAACAGUUACUGGUAGUGUUGUUUUAACUAUUUAGUCCUUGGAUUGAUUUUCAUAACAAACAACAACAAAAAAAGAUUCUGUAAAUUAAAUAUUGUUAAGUUUAAUGUAGUCAUUGCAAUAGAUUUAAAUCCAGGUGUUUAUAUGAAAAUUAGAGAUAUCAAGCCUAAUUUGGCACAAAUAUGACUGACAGAUGGCAGCAAAGAGAUAUAAAGGAAUAAAAGUGGAAUAUGCAUCAACAGGCCUCAGUGUUUUAUAUAAGCCCCUUUGGUUGUGUGGUGUUUUCAGGUGGAAAAAAAAAAGAUUUCUUACCAACAAACUCUUCUUAGUCUUCAGACUCCAAAACAACCUCAGAUUAAUUAAUUUUUAAAUAUCUACUCCAUGUUUCUUAGGGGCAGUUGGUGUUUGAUAAGCUUUAAUCACUCCACCCUAACCCUUGAUGAAAGAAAAAACCCUUUAACAGCUGCAGUUCUUAGAGAGUGUCUAUUUAGUGAGUUUUUUUCGAUUUUGGUCAUUACUGGAUCAAUUGGAAUAGCAGUGCUCCAAUUUCUGCCAUUUGUUUGUAGCUUUCAUUUUAAAACUUAAACUGAACAUCAUUUCCAUUUGAAUCUAUUGAGUUACACUCUAAAUAGGAUUACACUAUUACCAGAAUGAGCAACAUUUGACUGCCUUCCUUUUCAGGAAAUGUUUUUUUACAUGUUUUUGUACAGAAUCAAUGAUCUUAGUUCUGUUAGUCUUCUGCUUCUCUACUUCACCAACAAGUAAACUGUGGAUAGAUUUCCUAAAGUGAUAACGGACUGCUGCUAUUUUGAACACAGCUAUAUUUCACGCCACUAAGCACAUAAACCAACCUUACAUUUGUUGAAGCUGACAUGCAGGAAUAACAACAAAUAAUAAUGAACACCAUUCAAGGUUUCCUAUGAUUUCAACCUAUUUAAAUCAUGUCUCUGGGAUUUUACCUAAGGAGUGUUCCUUUUUUUGCCACUGUGUGACACAUGGGCUGUAGUUUUAAAAAAAAAACUUUUUUUUCCUAAAUCAAACUAAGAAGAUAAGAUCGGACUCUUUUUAAUAAGUUUCCAAGAUCUUCCAAAAAGACAAACUGUUUUGUCCUCAUCUAUUUUUUCAAACUCAAGUCUCUGCUCAACUGUUGUAGUGUGUUUUUUUUAUGGUUAUUGUAUGGCUGGUACUGUACCCCCCCCAAACACCCACCCACCGCCCCCACGAGUGUUGUGAAUGCAUCACAUUUAUGAAUGUUUUCAUUGGUUGCAGAUUCCUGCUGGAGCUGCGUUUGUGUGCAUCAUCAGUUCCAUCUUCUAUGUGCUCGGUCUUACUGUCUUUUCAGAGUUGCUUCCAGUAAGCUUCAACCUAAGAGCAACAAUUAGCAUGCACCUUACAUAUAUUUAUAUGUAACUUAACUAUUUCUCUAUCUAUCUAUAUAUUUAUAGAUAUAUAUAUGUAGAUACAUAGAGAUAGUUUUGUAGGUAUAUACAUUAUGUACGUAUGUAUAGAGAGAGUGGGUGAGAGUUUGCAUUUGCAGUAAAAGGUGAGUAGUGUGUACAAACGAGGAAGAGAUGAAUGCCUUGAUGGUGCUAAAUGGAACGGCAAUUGUGCAGUUUCUCACUAGGUUUGUGGAACUGCGUGUGUGGACGCCUUCCUCUUUAAAUCACUCCAACCCCACCAGACAACAUUGUUGUAAAGUCGCUGCACUGUCCCUCCUCCUUUUCAGCACCAGUUAUAUCCCAUUGUCUGCACUAUGUUUAGCUUAUGAUCUUUAUCAUCAUCAUUAUUAUCAUUACUGUUUUUAUUUUCUUAGAGUUAAAUUUAAAUUAACUUAUAUUUUUUAUACAAAGAAGAAUAAUGUUUGCCUUUUUUCUGUUUUGUACAAAGUAAACAUUAAGAUAAAUUAAACAGUCUAGACAUGUUACUGUUACCAAGAAUAACUGAGGAAUGUCUCAACUGUAAAUGUAAGAGCCGUAGCCCAAAUGACUUUUAUUAAAUACAUCUUUGAAAAAAAAAA